UUCCGGUUAUGGCGACUUGCUCUUACAGUUACACCAAGUAACUGCAUGGUGAGGGAAGAAUGAAAUACACAGGCGCCGCACGAUAUCAGCCUGAAUGUAUCUGCCACCUUGCAAAUAAGUAGCUUCCCGUGAAUUGCACUGCAGUGCAACUUCCCCAUGAGAUCUCUGUUAACUGACUAUGCUGUUGCUGGUAGCGCUUGGUGCGGUCUUUGGUUGUACUGUGGUUGACACAGAGGACAACCGCUUUAACACGGAAGCGAGACUUUACAAACCGUUACUAAACUAUAGCUUCUCUCUACCAGAAGAGCAUAUCCCCUAUUUUUUAUACAGUAAUAAGAAAAUCGCCAAAGUUUGCAAAGAGGAUCCUCUUUGUCCAUUUCAGGAAUUCCUCAAGAACACUCAAUCUUGCUGGGGAUAUGAACAGAACUGCUUGCCACAGCACAGGUUCAGCUAUCCAGUGUGCUCCAGUAUUGAUUCAGGAUGGGCAAACUCUAUUCAAGCAGCUCAGGACCUGUUUUGGAAACAAGCAGAUUUUGGAUAUGUGCGAGAACGAUUGGAUGAAAUGAAAAGCUUGUGUAAGCCUAUCAAACCGGGGGACUCUUCUCUGGUUUGCACUAGCUUUACAAGGUACUGCAGAGCUACCAAUCUGUACCUGGAUUUCAGGAACCCCAGAAGGGGCCCAGAGAGAUAUAAAGAAGAUUUUUUCCAGGAGGGUGAGGUAGGUGGACACUGUAACCUGAAUAAGGAAGACUUAUUAUCUGAAGGCCAACAUAAGAGCCCUUUGCAGUCAUGGUUUGCAGAAUUGCAGAGUUAUACACAACUGAACUUUCAUCCGAUAAAUGAUGGCAAGUGUGAUCUUAUCAUUGAAAAACCUACCAUCUUCAUGAAACUAGAUGCUGGGGUCAACAUGUAUCAUCACUUCUGCGAUUUUGUCAACCUCUACAUAUCCCAGCACAUCAACAAUUCCUUCAGUAAAGAUGUGAACAUUGUCAUGUGGGAUACGAGUUCAUAUGGAUAUGGUGAUUUAUUCAGUGACAUGUGGAAAGCCUUUACUGAUUAUGAAAUCAUACAUCUUAAAAUGUUUGACUCUAAAAGGGUUUGUUUCAGGGAUGCAGUUUUUGCUCUGCUCCCUCGGAUGAGAUAUGGUCUAUUUUACAACACCCCUUUAGUCUCUGAUUGCUACAGCACAGGGCUUUUCAGGGCUUUUUCCCAGCAUGUUCUACACAGGCUGCAUAUCACCCAGGAAGAGUCCAAGGAAAGGAAAAUUCGUGUCACCCUUUUAGUACGUAGCACAGAGUACCGUAAAAUUUUAAAUCAGCAUGAGCUGAUAAGCGCACUGAAGACCAUAUCUUUAUUUGAGAUUAAACUAGUAGACUACAAAUAUAGGGAGAUCUCUUUCUUGGAUCAGGUUAAAAUCACUCACAACUCGGAUAUUUUUAUUGGCAUCCAUGGAGCUGGCCUUACGCACUUGCUGUUCCUCCCAGACUGGGCUGUUGUUUUCGAACUUUAUAACUGUCAGGAUAAAAGCUGCUAUCGAGACCUGGCCAGACUGCGUGGAAUUCAUUAUAUCACUUGGGAGAAGAUGGACAAAGUUAUUCCUCAAGACAAAGGUCACCAUCCUACACUGGGAGAACAUCCGAAAUUUACUAAUUACUUCUUCGAUGUUCAGGAGUUUAUGCGCCUUGUUCUCCUAGCAGCAGAGCACGUGCAGCGUCACCCUGGGUGGCUGUCUAAACAAGAUCACGACGAGCUGUAAGGGACGAAGGAAGAGAGUUGGAGUUAUUUAAACAGGCACUUAUGCAUGUACACCCAUUACACAGUGUACACACAUGCACCUAUAAACAGACCCAAUUGGCUGCUAGUCUUGAUAGUAGCUUAUGAAUGUCUGAUGCAAUGCACUCUUGUUUUGUUGUAAUUUAUGUGAGUCUGUGUGGAAGGGAGGUUGUGGGGACACUAGGAGGUGCUAUUGUUUUUUAAAGGUAGGCCUAUUGUAAUAUUCUGAAGUUACGUGCAGCCCCGCCUAAUUCAGCCCUUUUGGUUUAGUUUUAUAGUACUUGUUCUAAUUUAUCUGACUUGACUGAAAAGGUUACUUUUGUUACCAGUGUUUUAUUUAUUACAUAGCUCUAUACAGUUAGUCUAACUGUUCUGAGGCAGCUUAUUACGUUAUUUUCAAGGUCCUUAAAGGUUAUACUUUAUCAACCCAUACAAACCUUCCAUUGAAGACUUCAAAGGCUAUAGUUCUUGUCAUCAUUUUCCUGACCUUGAGAAAUAACACUAUAACAGGAUUUGGAAGUUAUUUAAACCAAAAAUUGGAACCCUGAGAAAUGGAGGUGUAUUGUACAACCCGUGACACAUGCACACAAUUCAGAUGAACAGGAGAGCCUCAGUGUUCAUUUCCAUGCAGUUUGAACUGACUGUUUGAAAACCAAGGCUCAGCUUCUGUAGGCUUUUACCAGGAUGUGACACUCUUGAGCUUUAAGGAGAGAUGUCUGCAUAGUAAAUCUAUAGAUGUCACAUCUCUUUAAAAAAAGACAAAAACACAGCAGUUAUUAAUCUCUGCAUCACUGAAAAAAACGUGCCAGAUUCUUAUAUAUCUGUGCAGUUUCUUCUGUGCUACACAGCAGGUGGUGCUAAGAGUCUUAUACCAUGCCCAGCAGGAAUGUUAAGGAAUUUUGGGGGUCACACAGUGAAGCCAGUCUAAUCCUCCUAGACAGUAAUUUAAAUAAAAUCUACAGAACCUUAGACCUCAUCAUAGGCACAAUUUUAUAUUACACUUUAAAACUUAAAGGGAAAGAUGCUAUAUAUGGAAAGUAAUUCAAUUCUCUUACCUAGAAUACAAAUAGCACAUUGCUUUGCUUACGUUUUACAAUAAUUUUUCAUUUAUAAGCACUGUUCAACUCAAAGAUCUGUGCAAAAGGAUAUGCGUAGUCCAUGUGUAAUAUAUAGAAAAGGUGAAAGACAACAAAAGCACAGGAAACUGACCUAAUAAAAAUAGGAGUUAGACCAAAUUAGACAUUUUUAGCUUUACUGAAAAGAUAGGUAUUCAAGGUAGGUUUCAGCAGUGGACAGUGCCAGAAAUUCCAGUGGUUUUGGUCAGUGAGCUCCAUAUGAGGAGUGCUGUACACAAGAAGGCUCUGUUGCCCACAUGUGGAGCCUAUACAGUUAGCUCUUUGGUAGAAUGAUAUCAGCAGAUCUCAGAUUAAGUGUUGGACACUUGCAAUAACCCCUAAGAUAAGACCAUCAGCCCUGAAGCUAUACCAUUUAGUCACUGGGGCGUUCAUGAGCAGGAGCUUCUACAUUUUACAUGGAGCCAGUGCAGUUUACACAAGAUUGAAGUUAUACAGUGAUAGCACAGUUUUAGUUAACAUAUGAGCUGAGGAAUUCUGGACAAGAUGCAGACCAUUGAGUGCCUGAAAGAUAUCCCAGUAAAUAAGAUUUUGUGAUGUUAAUGCUGGAACAUAUCAGUAUAACCUCAGUCUUGUUAAAGAUUAGCUUAAGAAAGUUCUGUCAUAUCCAUACCUUAAUGCCAGAGUGACUCCUGUAAAAUGCAGGAACUACAGCAGUGUUAUCUCAUUUGGUGAUUAAUCUAACCAGGUGGCAAAAUGCAAAUACUUAUAAAGAUCCCAAAACAAAACCCUGAUCCCAAAACAGGGAACACCCUGAAUAACAACAUUAGAAAACAGCCAAAACUUUCAAACUGGCCCCUAUUAGCCAAACAGGAGCCAAAUGAAGUGCCAGUGAUACCUAACUAAUAUUCUGUAUUCUUCAGAAGGACACUAUGAUUGUACACUGUCAAAAGCUGCACUUAAGUAUAAAAGGAGAAAACUAUUAAGUGACCCAGAAUCAAAAGCCAUCAUUAACUGCCUCAAGCAAGGGCUGUUUCAGUACUAUGUUUGUGUCCAAUCUCUGGCAGUGAAGAUUGAAAGAAUUCAUCAAACGCAGAACAAAAUUGAAUUAGGCUGUUACUGCCUGAUUCAGAUUUGUGAAAAUAGGAAGAUUGGAAGGAUACCACUGAAGUACUUCAGUGUGAUAACAGCAGAUUCUACACCUGCAGGUAAAAGACUAGAUUUCAGAUACUCUUCUGUGCUACAAUGUGCACCAAAUGGACAAAGAGCAGAGAAGCUAGAUCUGUGUGGGGCACAGGAACAGGGUCCAUAACCCAGGUAGCUGGGGGUCAUUUGAGCUACGCAUAAGCAAUAUCAAUAUCUGUAAAAUGAGAGAAACUCAUGUCAGCGCAAGUAGGAGAAGGUAGAGUUGCCAUGACUGCAGGAGGUGAGGUCAGCGAGUGGUUAUUAAUAUUGUGUAUCCUGUUGUGAAAGAAUUGCAUGAAUGUGUUACACUGUUCCGGAGGAGGAGAAAGAGCAGGCUUAUUAACUGGUUUGACUAUGUUAUUGUUAAUGAAUAAAAGAACUGUAGGAUCACUGUAUUCUUAAUUUACAUGUACCUAGAUUUAUUAAGUGUCAAUUUUAUUUACAAUUGUUGCAGGCAAUACAUUUCAGAAAAUACAUAUUUUUGUUUCGUGUAAACUUUUAUAAUGAAACAGUGUUUCACAAGACAUUUUGUGUUGAAGAUGAGGAUUUUAUUCUGCUGUUUCAUUUCAAGGCCCUUUCCAAUUCAAAUCACUAGACAUCUGUAUUGUAUUGGUUUUGUAUGUCACAAAAUUCACUACUGAAAUUUGGUGACUAAAUUGGAAUGCAAGAUGGUAUUAAUGGAGUCUUAUAAAACUCAUGUUUCUAAACAAUAAUAUUGAUCAUAAUUUUCCUGAGAAAUCAACUAUAUUAAGAGAUUCAAACUACAGUAUUUUAUCCUUAGAAACAAACCAGUGCACAGAUUCCUUUUAAAAAUAGGUUCUACCCGCAAAUUAGAAACUCAUUAUUUAAUAAAACUAUAUAUAAUAAACCAUCAAGUUUCCUGGUUUGUAAUUUGCGUUGACAAAACCUUAAAGGUAAAAAAAGGUAAACAAUUGAAUAUAUUGUAAUGCUUGAUAGCUUACCUGUAAGUUAACACCUUGUUAAUGUGUCUACUUGUAAAACACUUCUUGUAUUUUCAACAAUUGUGAACUUUCUUGAUUGAGGGAACUACUUAUUACUUGAUAUUUUUAUUUUUUAAGGCAUAGACAAAAGUUUUUAUGAUGUAGUGAUGUUGAAUUAUGUAUCUUGUUGUGAAAGAAUUGUUUCUAUAAUGCUGACAUGUUUAUAUAAUGUUGAUAUUUCUUUCUUUUUGUCCCAAAUUGUGUGAAACAAAUCUUAUAACAAGCAUUGUACUUAAUUGAACUGCAAUUAAUUACAAUGACAUGCAGUCACGGUUAAAUAAAAGGCUUUUUAAAGAAUACAGAGAGACUGCAGAAUACAUCAGCAUAAAUGCCUGCAUGUUUUUCUUUUUCUAAACAUUUUCAUGGAACAGUGGAGUUUUAAAGAUGUUGCUUCUGUUAUUGGGUUUAGGCUAAUUCGGUUAGACAAGCCCUGAAAUGUUAAAGAGCAUACAGUAGCUAUUACUGAAACCUUUAUGUUUACCUCUUCAUUUUGAUUUAUUUCGUUUAUACAGUCAUUUACAGUACAUAAAUGUGCAGAUUCUUUCAAAACAUAGUUUCUUUUUAUCAGCUGUAUAAUUUUUAUUUGUUUAUAUUUUUAAAUCUACGAAAAGUAAUUUUAAUGCAUUGUGCCGAUUUUUUGGUUCAUGCAAAAGUGUAAUGUCUGAGCAUACUGUAUAUUUCUUCUUAAAGGCUGUGCUGUUUUUUAAUCCACCGAAACAUUGCUUUUCCUGUAUGUUUCAAGUGGAGGUCCUUGUUAUUUCAGUCAGCGUUUAAAAGUGAUUCGCUACUUCAAAAAAGGGGGGGGCAUCUCCUUUUGUGAUACUUGAAAUAUAUAAUUUCUGACGUUUUAUGUGGAGUUAUGUUUAGCCUGUGUGAUUAUUUCAAAAAAGGUGUGAAUUUACUUUUUAAGUCCAUUAUAAAAAUUGUUCUCUUCAUUUUCAUGUAUGUUCAGAGGAGUAUUUAUACUCGCAACAUUAUGAGAGCCACUCCAUCAUAUUUCAACUUUUAAGGAGAAUGUUUGUAAAGAACUCUUUUGUAAACACAAUGCUUUUGAAAAAUAAAUGUUGGCAAGAUCACAAUAAAAAGUUUGAAAUUCA
This is a messenger RNA of Lepisosteus oculatus (spotted gar), 6129 nucleotides long. It is a transcript of the gene eogt, whose product is annotated as EGF domain-specific O-linked N-acetylglucosamine (GlcNAc) transferase. Lineage: Eukaryota; Metazoa; Chordata; Actinopteri; Semionotiformes; Lepisosteidae. Gene Ontology annotation, cellular component: endoplasmic reticulum lumen. Gene Ontology annotation, molecular function: protein O-acetylglucosaminyltransferase activity. The record is from RefSeq and is a predicted model, not a curated record.